Messenger RNA from Acytostelium subglobosum LB1, 4284 nucleotides. RefSeq lists its product as hypothetical. The coding region runs from base 1 to 4284 and encodes 1427 amino acids. The transcript has 2 exons. Gene Ontology annotation, molecular function: protein binding. The record is from RefSeq and is a predicted model, not a curated record. Lineage: Eukaryota; Evosea; Eumycetozoa; Acytosteliales; Acytosteliaceae.
AUGGAUACAUCCAUGAUGAACCCUGACAACAACAGGGUCAUUACAAGAUUCUGGAUGUUGUUUGGAAACAAGUUGAUAAGAACAAUCAUCUUUCAACAUGUUGAUCAUAUUCAUAGACAUUGGAUAGCUGAUGGUUUAUCAUCAAGAACAAACAAAAAAGAUGAAGAUGAUGACCAAGAACAAGAUAACAACAACAAUGACAACAACAACCUUGACGAUGACUUCAUCAACCUCAACGCCAACAACGCCAACAAUGCCAAAGAAUACCCAUCUAUCAAAUCAACGAUCAAGGGUGGAAAGUUAUAUACUGAUGGCUGCCUUACACAGAUGAUCAAGUACAAUGCUGUACAAUGGUUCAUUGAGGUGUUUGACAGACUGCCCAACAAGUCAUUCACACUCACCGCUGAACUAAUGUACCGAUCAUUCAAGUACAACAAUACAACUAUAUUCAAUCAUAUCUUGAGCAGAACCGGUACCAACAUGGGCCAGUUGACCAAUAAGUGGCUGAUCAACAUACUCGAGCGUGGAAAUGUCGAAAUGUUCAAAGCAUACCUUGAGGUGCACACAGCACGCACAUUGCCACUCAAUGACUCGCACCUGGUGACUGCGAUUGACACUGGCAACGAACACUUUGUACGUCUGUUGCUCCAACAUCACUGCUUCGAGCAGCCUCCCGAAGAAGCUGAACGGCUCGUCCUCAAGCGUCCGGGCGUCAGCGUCAAUGUGCUCAAAGUGCUGCACGAGGACUAUGAUCGACUGUAUCAUGAUGAUCUCUGGAAGAUGACCCUGCUCCACUCCAUUCGAAGUCAACAAGCAGACAGCGUGCAAUACAUCAUUGAUCACCUGCCGCCAACCAAGGAGUCAACAAUGAUUGAGUGCAUCCAUACUUGGAUGACUCACAUCGUGGCACAUGGCAACGUCGCUAUCAUCAACUCGAUUAGCCCUCGAGUCUUUAGAUAUUUGCUUCCUAUGCACUGCGACUUGCUAUCGACUGCGCUGAUGGUGGCCAUUGCAGAUGGAUAUGAAGAGGUCAUCAAGUAUCUCUACACUCAUCAUGUUGGAAUGGGCAAGGGAGGAAUGCAUCCAAUGGCCGAGAUAACAGUUGUGCAGCAUCUCUUUGGCGAAUCCUAUGUCAAGGUGCCCAAGAACGAUCUGAACUCAAACAUUCUGGCUAUCAACACACCAUCGAUUGUCAUCAUCAAGGAUGUCAUUGAGCAAGUCGAUUCACAUCUCCAAAACAUGAUAUACAUCUCGACAUCAUUGUGGCGACGAAUGUCCAAGCGAAUGGCCACGCACAUCUCCAACCCACGCUCCCGCCGACUACCAUUGUUCAAUCCACAGACCCUUCUCAGCAUGUUGCAAUCAGUUGGAGUGCCGGGCAGCCAGGUCACUGAGGACAUGGUGCUCAACUUCGUUGACAACUGUGCUCAAUACGUGGACCCCGACAGCGACCAAUAUGCCACGGAAAGUGUGCAGGCAACGCAAGCAUUGGUGUUGGCCACAAAACUCUCGAUGACGAGGAGCAUGCAGAGGAUACACGGUGCCUACCAGCUUGAGUACAACACCGAUUGUUUGCGCAAGGCCUUGGCCAACGACGACUUUAUGGCCCUGUCUAUCAUCUUUGGAAAUGUCCUACCAACCGAGCUCGAUGAUUGGUCGAACAACGAGCAUGUGGACCUGGCCGCGGACAAACUGAUCGCAAAAUCCUCGUUGGACACAGUGACAUUGGUGCUCAAACAUCUUUCGGCUACCAGAGAGGACGUCUGUAUUUGUGAGUGGGCCGUGUUCAACAGCGCGCCAGAGGUGUUCCAGCACAUCAUCAAACUGUUCACCUUUGAGGAGAUCGUAUCAAACAUCAAUGAUACUAUCAUGCGCGCAUUCGAAUGUGACAGACCUGAUGUGUUGGUCACACUGCGACAGCUGUACGAGGACAAUGGCAAGACACUACCUAUGCCCAGUCUUCAUUUGUUGGUACUUGGUGCCAAGUCCAACAGCCUCCAAGCAUUGGUCUACUACCUCGGUACACCAGAGUUUGCCAAUCUGCCCAAGAUAAUCAGAUUGAGAACACUCCAUGCCAUCAACAUCAACGCACACUUUGAAGGAAACGUCGGAAUCGUCAACCACACCAGUGAGCUCAUCAAGGAAGCACAAGCCAACAAGAAGAGGGGUCGCGACGAGUCUGAGAUUGGUCAUAAUCAACGAGAUGAUGAAGAUGAUGCCAAGGUUCGAGUUGCUGCAUCACCAAGACUUGAGACAGCAAUCCACAAGGUGUUCACAGACACCAAGUUGAUUGGCCUUGUCAUGGGCCAUAUUAGCAACGUCCACAACAGUGCCAGUGUUGGCGAAGAACAAAGAGUCAAAGGCAAAGUACUACUCGCCUGUAACAGUCUGGGCCAAUAUAACAAGUUUGGUGCAUCACAAUGGUUCCUCAAAGCACACCAAACGCUUGAGGACAACAACAACAGAUUCUUCCCCAACUCCAACCUGCUCUACAACUCAAUGAUCAUGCCCAACACGGCAAUCCUGGAUGCAUUGCUCAUCAAUCCCAAGAUGGUGUACCAGGAGGAUGGCCAGAACUUCUUGAACGACAUGUUCAUCUUCCAAUCGGACUGCAUCAAUCCUGAUUGGAUGCGCACACUCGAUCAAUACCUGGUCAACACUCUGCAGGAUCCCAAAGACAUUGAGAUUGACAUCGACAUGCUUUUGCAGAUCCGCCAUCCAUCGCUGCUCCGCAAGCUCAUAGAACUAGGCUUCGAGAUCGUUCCCUACGAUACUGACACGGACAAGGUCCACGAGAUGGUCGAAGGAUGGCUCCUCAAGCCUUGGGCGCUCGAGAUGUUCAAGCUGCUGUGUGAGCACUCACUGAUAGGAUAUGAAGUCAAGUUCGCACUACUUGAGGAGGCGAUCUGUAACAACGUCGUAGAUGUCGUGAGGUACAUCUUUGAGGCCGAGUUUGACGAUAUGAUGAUCCAUGAUAACUCACGACCAUACAGCAUUGUCUCACAAUGCAUGUCUAUAGAUUGCCAAAAGGAGAUCGUCGACAUUGUGCUGUCGAAGAUCCCAUUGUACACAUUCCCUAAGGACAGGCAAGCAGACUUGCAUCGCGAAGCUGCAAGGCGAGGUAACUUGGCGAUGUACAUCAAGUUGGAAGGGGUUUGUGGCCCCUCCAACGACUACCAGAGAUUGAGCUCGGCACUCCACUACCACGGCCACAUGGACCUGGUCAACUAUAUUCUCAGCAAGCCGCCGCCACCCCCCAACGUCCAUCUACCAAUCCAUCAGAUCAAUUCCACGCUCAUAUCGGUCGAGUUGAUCCAACGACUGCGCGCCAUUCCAGCAAUUGCAUGCCCGUCUGCCUCAUUGAUGGGACAUGCCAUUCGGUCGGGCAAGAAGGACGUGAUCGAAUUUCUGAGGCAAGAAUGCCCACCCAACGAUAUAUUGGCAUUCGAGCACGCGCUGACCUAUUCUGACAUCCCCACCGCCAGGAAGAUCCUUCAGUCUCCAGAAUUCAUCAAACAACGCGAAGAGGAUAGAGGCCUGUUGGGACGACACUCUACGUACGCCCUUUGUAUUGGCGCCACCAAAAUGAGUGAUGAUGAUUUCAUUGAGUUCCUUAAAGUCAUGUUCAACCCCGAGGAUACAAGCGAGCUGGCCGUGUCAGAUCUUCUUCUGGCCGCUGUCAGAAAGUCAUCCCGAGUGGUCAAGCAUGUUGUUGCUCUUGCCUCAACCGCCACUGAUGCAAUUGCUAUUAUCAAGAUUGAUUUAUUCAAGAGUUUCAUCCAAGUUUGCAUCAACAGGGCAGACACCGAGUCGAUAGAGUGUCUGGUCGAAAUGGCCGUCAACACCAGACAGUUCAGUCCACGCGCUCUGUUCCCAUUGGAGAUUAAGAAUGUCAGCAUCGUGGAACUCAUACUGGACAAGGGCUACUUCACAAUGGAUGGCAGCUCAUACGAGUUGGCGAGAUUGGUCGAUUGGGCAUGUGAGAACGGACAAAUUGACGUGCUCAAGACUGUGUAUCAGCGCAUUGCCACCCCCAUCCAGCUUCACAACUAUCUUCCAACGUUGAUGAAUGUAUACAAGUCAGCGAUGGAGAAUGAACAUAAGGUGUUGGCAUACCUUUAUGAAGAACUUGGCCAGAUACUCAAUGCAAGAGAUGAACAACUUGGUCGCAUCCAUCAAGCAUACAUCAAACGCACAAUGGACUACGUCCUUCAAGGUGCACUACUAGUUGGCAACAUCAACAUCAUAGACAUGCACCAACGCCUUCAAUCCAAGUAUCAAUAA